This is a messenger RNA of Malaya genurostris, 3997 nucleotides long. RefSeq names its product E3 ubiquitin-protein ligase Topors (gene Topors). Gene Ontology annotation, biological process: protein polyubiquitination; protein monoubiquitination. The record is from RefSeq and is a predicted model, not a curated record. Gene Ontology annotation, molecular function: ubiquitin protein ligase activity; metal ion binding. The transcript has 4 exons. NCBI's taxonomy places the organism in Eukaryota, Metazoa, Arthropoda, Insecta, Diptera, Culicidae. Bases 352 to 3303 code for a protein of 983 amino acids.
GUUUCACAUAGCGGAUGUGCUGCAGCUACAGAGUUUUGUGAAAUAUUGGAAUUUCAGGUCUUUUAGUGAUCAGAAAUAUAGAAAUAAUGGAUUAUAAACAUUUUACUUGUGUCUGCUAGUAUUCAGAAUUUUGUCUCCUGUUGAAUUUGUGUGGAAAAAGCCUUUUUUCGGAUUGACUGCAGGUGAUGAUUGUGGAAAGUUUUUCGCUGACUGUAAUGGCGUAAAACGCAAAGAAGAAAGACGGCUAAUGUCUUGAAAAAUUAAAAAAACUUAGUUCAAUAAGUCACUGAUAUACGGUUCAUUGCCAAUUCACGUUCCGAUUGGAAAGUAGAUUUAGAUAUAGAUAAAAACAUGGAAGAAGUUCAAGUGAUCGAUUGUCCUCCAACUCCGGAGAUAUUGUUGCCCUCGAGUACUCCGCCAUCGAGCUCGUUGCUUGAUGCGUUAGAUAGUUCCUCAUCAGCAGAAGAGGUAGAUGUUUGCACAAAUCGGACAGAGGAUGCAUCGAACGAAAGUGGCCGCUUUUCGCCACCGCCCAAAUGCGCAAUCUGUUUGGGAAAGUGUCGUCAGAAAUGUUACACGGAUUCCUGUCGCCAUCAGUUCUGUUAUCGCUGUCUGCUCGAGUGGAGUAAGAUCAAAGCUGAGUGUCCUUUGUGCAAGCAGGUUUUCCGUUCCAUUAUUUAUAAACAGAAAACAUUUGGUCGAUACGAAGAGCACAUAAUCUCAAUUGUGCCACCAGCAUCUCCUCCUUCUACGGCGAGUGGACCGGGAAUCGGACCGACAGGUGGUGGCACGGGUCGUGCUCCUCCGCAGGUGUACCACAGGCUAGACUUUACUUUAUCGCAGACACCUCGUUUCACCUACAGUGCAACGCUCCGUGUUCAGCCAAGCCAAAGUGAACGGCUGCAGCAGCUCUUCCUGCACCAAUCCGGAGAUGUGCAACGUUUCAGUCGGGAAUAUCCUGAUGAUUCCAUUCCGUCCAGACAGAAUGGACCCGAAUGGAGACGAUACAUUUACCAUAGACGAUUACAUGCAAGGCCAUUGCCGGAUAUCAACGGUAGAUUUAGAGAAUGCAGCGCAGCGUUCUAUAGAGAAAACCCCGCUCAAAUCCACCGUCUCAUGCCGUGGAUCAAUCGAGAAUUGAUUGCCCUCUGUAGAGGAAACCCAGCUCAGGUCACACUGAUUAUGGAAAACUUUACCAAUCUUCUAAUGACACAUGACAUCACAUCGCCGGCAUUCCGCGAGCGCGUUUCAUACUGGGGCCGCACAAGAUCCGUUCACUUUAUUCACGAGUUGCUGAAUUUCGCUCGUUCGCCGUACGACAUGAUAGGCUACGAUCGUUGUGUUCAAUACGAUCCUUAUCAGAACAAUGUCGUCGUACUGUCGUCAUCUUCUUCCUCCUCGUCUGGAUCCUCUACAUCGUCCAUAUCCGAAGCGUCCGAUGGUGAGGAUGACGUUGUUCGGAUUGUGGAACCGGCUCCGGGGACUUCGGCGAUGGUGGAAUCGGUUGGAACUCCCGGCGGUAACCGAAACCGAGGAAGAACACAAUUCACGAUAGAGACAAGAUCCUCCGAUCAGACUGUGAUUAUGACUGGGUCAUUUGGUGGGGCUGGUGUUAGCGGCAUCGUGUCAGUAUCCACCUCCGGAACGCAAACAAGUGGUCCCAGUGGAAGCAACCAGAACAACAACAGUAAUAACAAUAAUGGUGUCGGUUUUCCGGAUAUGUCACGGAUACAUCCAUUAACGUCCCUUGCUCCACAAACGGUAAGCCGCUUGGAAGAUGGAGCCAAUAUCUCGCUUUCUUCCAGUGAUAGCGAUGACUGCAGAAUUGUUGGAGCAUUGAAACCACCUCACUUGCGAACACCUGAAAUGGUUAGUUUAGAGUCCGAAAGCGACAGUGACGUGGUAUUCGUGAAUGAAGAUGAAAACAGAAGAGAACCGACAGCUGAAUCACAGAAUUUAUUGUUUGAGGAUCUCCUCUUUCCGAACAAUACUUUCGAACAAGAUGCUAGCACCAAACUGGAGGAACGAUCGGGUGCUUCGGCUUCGGAGUACAAUAACGGUGCUUCAACAUCGUCCGGAGGUGGUGGUGGUGGUGGUGGUGGUGGCAUGAAAAAGUACUACACAAAACCUCGCAUGAACAGAUAUUCCGGUGGAACAGGCGUCAAGAGUAUCUACGAAGCGAGUGAAUCCGAGAAAAGCGAAGCUCCAACUGCUGGUAGUGAGAGUUCAGAGUCAUCUAGUCACGAAGAAUUCAAAUUUAACAUACGCAACCAAUCGACGACAACUAAUCGUCGUCGUAAAGCAGUGAAACGGAGGCCACCAGCCGAUAGCAGUGAUCACAGUGUUGGCGAGCAGAAGUUUUCUUCCGAUGAGGAAUUCUCUUCCAGCAGCAGUUCAUUUUCAAGCUCAAGCUCAAGUUCGGACUCCGCCGACAGUGACAGUGAGUUCCAAUCUGAUAAACCGACCAAGAGCGCCGCCGUGUCCAAACGAUCUCGGAAGUCCAAACUUCACGCUCUACGCAAAUCCAAAAAACGUCAUCAGAGUGAGACAAAAAAGCGCACCAAAGUGAAACAGCAAAAGUCAUCGUCAACCAAAAAUAGCAGAAAACGUCAAAGACUGUCUCCGAAAUCAUCGAAUAGUUGUUUGAAAAGUGAUCCAUCGACUUCUAUCUCUCCAGUGGAUGCACUGCCUGAAAGUAGUAAUGCGGUAUUAAAAAUACACGAUGAAAAUAGCACUACAGGAAAGAGGAAAUUACGCAGUGCUGUGGUGAAACCGGAUCAACAACCAUCAGGAUCAUCGCCACCUAAGAAACGUAAAAAGGUACCCAUUUGCUCUGAGUUAAUCACCAGUACCGACUUUUCCACCGACGAUGAACGACGUGAACCAGUCCAGCGAGCUCCGAUUGAACCAGUGCCAGCAUCCGUACCAAGUUCAGUUGUUUCUACAUGCUCGGAGGUCGUCAGCUCCGAUGAGGACAGUUCCGACAGUGAGGAACAAUGCACAAUCGCUUCUCUCAUCAGAGCCUCCCAGCAUCCAAUGGUCGGAGAGUCAGAACAACAUCUCGAGCGACAAAACACUUCAACUGCAUCCACGGGUAGCAACAGUAGCAAUAACAGCAGAAGUAGUAACAGCAGUACCAACAGUAACUCAUCGACGGUUGCGUCCGGAUCGGAACGAUCGAUUGUGGAAACAUCGCAUUUGCAACUCGAACAGCCCGAUGUCGGACCGUCGUCUCCCGGAUUCGAGGAUGAUUCCGUUGCCGUUCCGCAAAUGGCUGGUGUUGGGGCAGAGGUGGAACUUUGAGAUUUGCUACGAACCAUCGACUUUGAGGAAUGGUGAUUAGUUGCAAUGUGUUGUUAGAAGCGUUGUUGGAACUCUACCAAUUCAAAUCGAUGUUGGCAGUAUCGACGGUUUGGAAUCGAUACAAAUCAUUAGAUCGUCAGUUUCCCGGGACGAGAUCACAACAUCCAUUGUCCAUUGCGGAAGCACUGAUUGAAAGUAGCAGUAGAAUAGGGUUUAAGCACCGGAGCAGCAUGAGGAGGAACAAUAAUCUUAGUUCUCCAGCAACCCCUGGCAUGUUAUUAAGUUGUUUUUCUUUGCCAUUAGCACUCAUAUAUGAACGAAAGAUUAUACUAUGCCGUUGUAUAGUAAAUAAGAUCAGAGUAAUUCAACCAGAAAAUCAAUUUAGCAUACUUAAAUUGAUGUUACAGCUUGUAAACGGCACAGUGUCUUUGACUUAGUUGUAUAAUAAAUAUUCAUUAUAAAUAUACUUCGCAUAUAUUCUUGUAACUACGGCAGACUAAGACUCUGUGUGUGUAGAAAAUCACUAUGCUUGAGUCAAGCCAGCCAUUACAUAAAAAUUAACGUAAUGCGAGAUUUAUGUACAGCCCAGAAAUGAUUCUCGAGAGAGUUUCGGAAAAUUAAUUAACAUAGCAAUUUAACAAUGAACUCUAGAAGAAACUUUUAAUAAAAAUCAUACGUAUUUCGAGAAAGUGUC